AUGUUCCUCCACUUGACAUCCUUGGUAUUUGCCUGGGAUUCUCGUCAACCCCACGUUUCUCAAUAUACAUACUCCGGUGUUUCUCCAUUUUCCCAAAUCCCCAUUUGUAUUCCCAAUUGCACCCGUCUCGGCACAUUCCAGUUGGAUUCAAGACUUCGCACACAAAUCCCUCAGUCUGUGCUCCCCCCAGGGGCCCUUGUGCUCCACACUUGCUCCAGUCUCGGCAAUAGAGUCUUUUCGAUAAGAUAG
Messenger RNA from Penicillium roqueforti, 249 nucleotides. RefSeq lists its product as uncharacterized. Lineage: Eukaryota; Fungi; Ascomycota; Eurotiomycetes; Eurotiales; Aspergillaceae. The transcript is spliced from 3 exons. The record is from RefSeq and is a predicted model, not a curated record. The coding region runs from base 1 to 249 and encodes 82 amino acids.